UGGGAAAGCUCCCGUGCUGUGUCUCUCCUACCUGCCCGACAUCCUGGUCACGGGGACCUACGACAAGAAGGUGACGGUGUACGACCCGCGAGCUGCCCAGGCCCCGUUGAAGAGCCGCAAGCUCCACUCCAGCGCCGUCCUGUCCCUCGUGGCCGAUGAGCGCUUCAUCAUCUCAGGCAGCGAGGACCGGACGCUGGUCGUCUUCGACCGACGGGCCAACAGCGUCCUCCAGAGGCUGCAGCUGGACUCCUACCUGCUCUCCAUGUCCUACCAGGGGACGCAGCUGUGGGCCGGGGACAACCAGGGGCUGCUCUAUGUCUUUGAAAACCGAGGAGGCUGCUUCCAGCACAUCCGGUACUUCGACGUGGGUCACCGGUCCCAGAUCACUGGGGUCUGGCACUCCCUGGGCACUCUGUACACGACCUCCACUGACAAGACCCUGCGGAUACACAUUCCGACGGACCCGCCUCGCACUGUCUGUUCACAGUCGCACAACAACGUGCUGAACGGGAUCAGCGCCGAAGGCAACAUUGUAGUAGCUGCCUCCGGGGGCCUGUCCUUGGAAAUCUGGAGGCUCAAUGCCUGAUGGAGGCCUGGAUCCGCGGAGCCACGUCUUGCAGCUGCGGCCCCCGGCGCCCGGGGGGGAGGGGCCAGAGUUCCAGCCCCUGUUUGUCAUUCGUUUGUUCGUUGUCGUUUUGGAAGAGGCCCGAGGAGCCAGGAGGUCAAAGCGUCCCUGCCUGAGCUCGCCCUGGCCCUGCUGUUCGUUCCCAGAGCGGUUCCAGGGGGAUCAGAGCCCGGCCGGCCCUUUCCUGCUCGAUGCACUGACUUCGCUCUCUCUGGUUCCCAUUCUCCCACCCGCUGGGCUCCUUAGUUAUCACGCCCCGGCCUGCCUGCCCGGCGGCCUCUGCUACUUAUCGGUCUGCCUCCCGCCUGCUUCCCCACAGCGCUCUCAGAGCCAGGUCCCAGCGCGGGAGGGGACGGCCCUAAGGGCUCAGAACCAUCCAACCCGGCUCCGCGCAGCCCGGGGGCGCUCGCCGCAAGGGCUGACCAGCUCGAAACAGAGUCCAGAGCUGCCUUGUAACUUACAGGGACGCAGGUGAGACGCACGUUCUAAUGUUGUUGAUUAAACUGUUCUGCCAGACAGGAUCUGA
Molecule: messenger RNA, 1151 nt
Organism: Trachemys scripta elegans
Lineage: Eukaryota; Metazoa; Chordata; Testudines; Emydidae
Gene: FBXW9
Product: F-box and WD repeat domain containing 9
Cellular component (GO): preribosome, large subunit precursor
Molecular function (GO): protein binding
Source: RefSeq, a predicted model, not a curated record